AUGACCGCAACUCAAGUCCUACCAGAAUGCUGGGGUCACCGAGGAGCUUCAGCAGUUUUCCCAGAGAACACCCUCGCUAGCUUUGAAGCCGCCAUCAACGAUGGGGCAGAAGGCAUCGAGAGCGACGUUCAUGUGUCGUUGGACGGGGUCGUCAUAAUGUUCCAUGACCCGGAUUUGGAAAGGACCACAGGAUCAAAAGGCUUAAUCAGGGACCGGCAUUGGUACGGCAAAGAUGGAAUGGAACACCUCCGUACUAUCAAGCAACCUCAACAAUGUAUCCCCACGUUCGCUCAGACCAUCGCUCUUUUGAUGAAACCCGAGAACCAGCAUGUCAAGUUCAACGUUGACGUCAAAGUUCAGAAUGAUCCUGACCGCCUCUUCUCGAUUAUGCAUGAUGUUAUCUCAACGCAGCCUGAUUGGCAGACGAAGUUGGCUCCCCGUAUUCUGCUGGGCCUUUGGCAUCCGCGUUUCGUGGCUUUUGCGAAAGCGAGAUUACAAUAUUGUAGACGCUCACACAUUGGUGUGAGCCUUUCGAUUGCACGGAAAUAUUUCUGGGAUGGCGUGGAGGUCUUUUCAAUGGCGUUCGCCUCUCUAACCACCUAUGAUGGCCAGAAGUUCCGGAAUGAGUGCAAGGCUGCGGGUAAGAAGAUUAUGGUAUGGACGGUAAAUGAGCCGGAGCACAUGAUGGAGGCUGUACGAUGGGGCAUCGAUGUCAUUCUUACGGACGUGACGAAGAAGUGGCUCGAAUUGCGUGCCGCUCUUCAAGUCAAUUACGACUCUAUCCUGUCUCAGUACAGCCGGUGGUUCCUCUGGACGACCUGGAAGUUUUAUCUGCCCUCUAUUUUGGCAAAUAGAGCCACAAGACUGUACCUUGAAGGUGCUGCGGGUCCAUUUGACAAUUUUGCACCACCCGAGACGUCUGUGACUGUAGUAGCAUGA
This is a messenger RNA of Suillus discolor, 939 nucleotides long. Its product is annotated as PLC-like phosphodiesterase. The transcript has 10 exons. Gene Ontology annotation, molecular function: phosphoric diester hydrolase activity. The record is from RefSeq and is a predicted model, not a curated record. Bases 1 to 939 code for a protein of 312 amino acids. Gene Ontology annotation, biological process: lipid metabolic process. Lineage: Eukaryota; Fungi; Basidiomycota; Agaricomycetes; Boletales; Suillaceae.